Molecule: messenger RNA, 5635 nt
Organism: Nerophis ophidion (straightnose pipefish)
Lineage: Eukaryota; Metazoa; Chordata; Actinopteri; Syngnathiformes; Syngnathidae
Product: ankyrin repeat domain-containing protein 13C-like
Exons: 13
Coding region: 530-2083 (517 amino acids)
Cellular component (GO): cytoplasm
Molecular function (GO): protein binding
Source: RefSeq, a predicted model, not a curated record
UCAGGCGCCAACUCAGGGCGGAAGUGGGCGAGAGAUGCUCGUGUUGUUGACACAGAGUCGCGAUGGAAGCUAAAAUGACUUUUUAGCGUCUCGCCUCCCAUUCCGCGGCCCUUCUUUCCUCGCCGUUGUCGGCUCGGAGACUUAAUUUAGUUUGCUUCAUUUUUUUAAUUAACUCUAAACAAUUCAUUCAACCAACAUGAUUUGAUUGCGUGAUGACGUCACACGAACGGAUCUCACAAAUGCACGGGUUUGUUUUGGUGGGCAGCGAACACGAGUAGAUUUUUCCCGAACUCUCGCGAGAACUCAACGCGGGAGUCAUCAGGCGCCAACUCAGGGCGGAAGUGGGCGAGAGAUGCUCGUGUUGUUGACACAGAGUCGCGAUGGAAGCUAAAAUGACUUUUUAGCGUCUCGCCUCCCAUUCCGCGGCCCUUCUUUCCUCGCCGUUGUCGGCUCAGAGACUUCCAGCCGGCGAACCGCGUCGGUUGGCCCGCAUGCUUCUCGCCGGCCCGAGCUUUAUUGACGCAAGAAAAUGACCGGAGAGAAGCUGCGAUCCGCCCGGAAAGACCGCAGGCCGAGUCCGGACGAUGACUUGCUGGAGCCGGACGACGACGACGACGAGGCGGCGGCCGGCGCGAUGUUCGCCGCCCACAAGAGCAACAAGAGCCGGGCGAGUCGACUCUUCGGCAAGCACAAGUUGGUCAAGUCCGCCGACAACGCCAACACAUGCGGGCUGACCGCGGCUCAGGUCCUGGACGACGACAACAGAAACCCCGUGGUCGUUCCACGUGGACCCCACUUCCCCGUCCACGAGAGCGUGUUUCGGGGGGACGUCAGGCGCCUUUCCUCGCUCAUUCGGACACAGAACAUCGCCCAGAAAGACGUCCAUGGAAACACGCCGCUGCAUCUGGCUGUCAUGACGGGUCACAAAGAAUGUGCCCACCUGCUGCUGGCCCACAAUGCACCAGUGAAGGUGAAGAAUGCACAGGGAUGGAGCCCCCUGGCCGAGGCCAUCAGUUACGGGGACAGACAAAUGAUAACGGCGCUGCUGAGGAAGUUAAAGCAACAGUCCAGGGAGAGUGUGGAGGAGAAGAGGCCCAAGUUGCUAACUGCGCUCAAAGAGCUUGGAGACUUUUACUUGGAGCUUCACUGGGACUUCCAGAGUUGGGUGCCUCUACUCUCCAGAAUUCUGCCUUCUGAUGUGUGCAAGAUCUCCAAGCAGGGACUCAACAUCAGACUGGACACCACCCUGAUCGACUUCACUGAUAUGAAAUGUCAGCGAGGAGAUCUCACCUUCAUCUUCAACGGCAACGCCAGCACUUCAGAAUCCUUCGUGGUGAUGGACAACCUGCAGCAAGUCUUCCAGAAGAUUCAUCAGCAGGAGUGUGAGAUGGAGACGGAGGAGGAGGUGGACAUCCUGAUGAGCAGUGACGUCUACUCGGCCACAUUGUCCACCAAGUCCAUCACCUUCAGCAGAGCACAGAGUGGUUGGCUCUUCAGGGAGGACAAGACGGAGCGUGUGGGCCACUUCCUGGCAGACUUCUACAGCGUGAGCGGGCUGGUGCUGGAGUCCAGGAAGAGGCGGGAGCAUCUGAGUGAGGAGGACAUCUUGAGGAACAAAGCCAUCAUGGAGAGUCUCAGCAAAGGAGGGAACCUCAGCCAACAAAACCUGGAGCCUGUAAGAAGAACAUCUCUGACUCCACCUUCUGACAACUUUGUAACCUGGGAACAAUACAUCACUGCUGAAUAUGGAAGCCCCCCUCACCUGGGCAGAGAGCUGCUGUGCAAAGAAAGCAAGAAAAGCUUCAAGGCCUCAGUCGCCAUGAGUCAGGAUUUUCCUCUAAGUAUCGACUCGCUGCUGAAUGUUCUAGAAGUGAUCGCACCCUUCAAGCACUUCAACAAGCUGCGAGAGUUCGUACAAAUGAAACUUCCUCCUGGCUUUCCUGUCAAACUGGAUAUUCCCGUCUUCCCGACCAUCACGGCGACUGUCACCUUUCAGGAGUUCCGCUACCAGGCUUUCGAUGAGAACAUUUUCACGGUCCCUGGCGAGUACAAGGAGGACCCUAGUCGCUUCCCUGACCUUUGACCCCUCUGACCAGACCACACAGCAUGAAGGACUGUAGAAAAUUGACCUUUGACCCCUUUGACCACACCACACAGCAGGAAGGACUGUAGAAAAGUGACCUCUGACCCCACCACACAGCAUGAAGGACUGUAGAAAAUCGACCUUUGACCCCUCUGACCACACCACAGCAGGAAGGACUGUAGAAAAGUGACCUUUGACCCCUUUGACCACACCACACAGCAAGAAGGACUGUAGAAAAGUGACCUCACGCCAAACAGGUCACAAUCAUACUCUUUGGCAAAAUGACUUUGGUCUUCAGUCCUGGCAAACAAUUGUUACCCUCCUGUUUGGUCACCCUCCUAUUUGGUACCCUUUUGUUUGGUACCUCAUGUUUGGCACCCCUUUUUGUUUAGUGCCCUCCUGUUUGGCCCAUCAUGUUUGGUACCCUUUUGUUUGGUGCGCCUUUCUGUUUGGCGCCCACCUCUUUGGCCCUUUCCUGUUUUGGCACCCCUUUUGUUUGGCGCCCACCUGUUUGGUACCUCAAGUUUGGCAUCCUUUUGUUUAGUGCCAUCCUGUUUGGCGCCCAUCAUGUUUGGUAGCCCCUUUGUUUGGCGCCCACCUGUUUGGUACCCUUUUGUUUAGUGCCCUACUGUUUGGUACCUUCCUAUUUGGCCCAUCAUGUUUGGUACCACUUUUGUUUGACACCCUCCUGUUUAUUACCCCCUUUGUUUGGCGCACACCUCUUUGGCCCCUUCCUCUUUUGGUACCCCUUUUGUUUGGCGCCAACCUGUUUUUUUCCUUCCUGUUUGGUACCCCUUUUGUUUGCCACCCUCCUGUUUGGUACCCUUUUGUUUAGUGACCUACUGUUUGGUGCCCACCUGUUUGGUCCCCUUUUUGUUUGGUACGCCAUCCUAUUGGUACCACUUGUUUGGCCCAUAAUGUUUGGUACCCCUUUUGUUUGGUCCGCCCUCCUGUUUGGUACCCCUUUUGUUUGGCGCCCACCUGUUUGGUACCCCUUUUGUUUGCCACCCUCCUGUUUGGUACCCUUUUGUUUAUUGACCUACUGUUUGGUGCCCACCUGUUUGGCCCAUCAUGUUUGGUACCCCUUUUGUUUGGUGCACCCUCCUGUUUGGUACCCCUUUUGUUUGGUGUUCCCUCCUGUUUGGUACCCCUUUUGUUUGGUGUUCCCUCCUGUUUGGUACCCCUUUUGUUUGGUGUUCCCUCCUGUUUGGUACCCCUUUUGUUUGGCACCCACCUGUUUGAUACCCCUUUUGUUUGCCACCCUCCUGUUUGGUACCCUUUUGUUUAGUGACCUACUGUUUGGUGCCCACCUGUUUGGUACCCCUUUUGUUUGGUACGCCAUCCUAUUGGUACCACUUGUUUGGCCCAUAAUGUUUGGUACGCCAUCCUAUUGGUACCACCUGUUUGGCCCAUAAUGUUUGGUACCCCUUUUGUUUGGUGCGCCAUCCUGUUUGGUAACCCUUUUGUUUGGCGCCCACCUGUUUGAUACCCCUUAUGUUUUUGCGCCCACCUGUUUGGUACCCCUUAUGUUUGGCGCCCUCCUGUUUGGUAUCCCCUUUGUUUGGCACACACGUCUUUGGCUCCUUCCUGUUUUGGUACCCCUUUUGUUUGGCGCCCUCCUGUUUGGUACCCCUUUUUUUUGGCGCCUUCCUGUUUGGUACCCCGUUUGUUUGGCACACACGUCUUUGGCCCCUUCCUGUUUUGGUACCCCUUUUGUUUGGCGCCCUCCUGUUUGGUUCCCCUUUUUUUGGAGCCCACCUCUUUUGGUACGUCUUUUGUUUGCCGCCCACCUUUUUCCCCUUCCUGUUUUGGGACCCCUUCUGUUUGCCGCCCUCCUGUUUGGUAGCAAACUUGGAGAGUCGCGGUGCCAAAAAGUGCGUAAACACAUCAUGUUGUUAGAAAAAAAACUGAGUUGAUGUAAAAAGCCGCCAUGAGUUCAACUUGUUCAUAUUUUUAACAUUUAAACUUUCACGGACAUAAAAAGUUUAAAGUAAUUCCACUAACUUGCUAAUCUUCAAUGGAAACUUUUUGCUUUCAGUUUCUAACGCUGGACCUAAAAAUGGUCAAAGUUAGGUUGUAAAUGCUGCAGCUUCAUGACGUUGUAUCUUACGGCACAUUUUGUCAAAAAGUUUGCUGGAGAUGGAAAAGUUGUUUUUAUUGUUACGUUGGAGGAAACAAUUGAAGUCAAAAAAGUCACAAUGUAAAGAAAAAAGCUGGGCUUUUUUUUUUUUUUUAGCCUUUUUACAAACUUUUUGAAAUCUAAAAUAUUCCUUUUUUUUUUUUUUUUUAGUAUCCCGUCGUCAGAAAAGGUUUGUAAUAAAUACCACUUUUAAAAUGUUUACUUCUGCACAAAACUUGUACGUUGAUGUUUGCUCUGAUUGACUGGUCUCACUUGAACCUGCGUCAGGUUUUUAUUUGACCAAAUGAGCGUUUGAUGUAAACCUGCUGCAACUUGCUAUUUUUCUACAUAAACUCACUUUGUACGGAACAAGAUCUCUUCUGAUACCUGCUCUCUUUCUUCCUUCAGUGUUCCAUUCUUCUGGUACCUGCUCUCUUUCUUCCUUCAGUGUUCCAUUCAGCCUGCAGAUGUUCUCUGAUGAAAGAAUCAGGCUGCUAAUGACUUACAAAUAAGUGACAGUUAAGUUGCCAGAUGUACGAUAAGUGUCGGCGCUCGGAAUUUUCAAAGCGGGGUCCCAAGGACCCCAUCAAGUCAUAAAAAUGGGGUCCCACGGUUAUUUUUGUAAGCGUUUUGAAAGUAAAUGAUAAAUAUAUGCAUUAUACCAGUGGUCCCCAACCACCGGGCUGCGGCUCGAUUGGUAUCGGGCCACAAAAUAAUUUUUUAUUUGUAUUUUUUCUUAUUAAGUCAACAUAAAAAUUACAAGAUACACUUACAAUUAGUGCACCAACCCAAAAAACUCCCUUUUUCAUGACAACCCCCCCCCCCCCCCCCCCCAACAACCCCAUCCACCGGAGCCGCGGGACAAAUUAUCGAGCGUUGACUGGUCCGCAGCUACAAAAAGGUUGGGGACCACAGCAUUAUCUUGUUAUAUAUCUCACAUUCUAUAUUGUGUUUUGGAAAAAGGUUGUCAUAAACGUUGAAAAAAAUAACAAAAGGUUAGAUUGUCCGCCCUGAAGUGGGUAGGUUCCGAGUUCAAACCCCGGCCGAGUGAUAACAAGAACUAUAAAAAUGGGAGUCUUUACCUCCCUGCUUGGCACUCAGCAUCAAGGGUUGUAAUUGGGGGUUAAAUCAGCAAAAGUGACUCCCGGGCGCGGCCACCACUGCUGCUCACUGCUCCCCUCACCUCCCAGGGGGUGAACAAGGGUGAUGGAUAAUUUCACCACACCGAGUGUGUGUUUGACAAUCAUUACUACUUUAACUUUAAUACAAAAGAAAAGUUUUUUAAGCAUAUGUAAAUAAAAAAAAUUGUACUGGAACUUUAAUUACUUUGAAGUCGACGGAAAUUUGACUCAGCAAACAAAACAAAAAAAACGCAAAAAACGAUUUAAAAAAAAAAAAAAAAAGUAAACAGGAGUUUUGACCCGGAGAAGGCA